UUGAUUUUGCUGCGGAUCUUAGAAAAUGGCGCUGUCCAUGAAGAUGGACUCAGACGAAGAAGAAUCGUUUGUUAUCAUCGGAAAACAAGUUGAACAACUUGAAGAAGAUGAAGCUCGAAAGAAACCAGUGUCAGUACAUGACCUACCUUUUAAAGAUAGUAAAGGCAGACAAAGAUUUCAUGGAGCAUUUACUGGAGGUUUCUCAGCUGGUUACUUUAAUUCAGUAGGAACCAAAGAAGGAUGGGCACCUUCUACAUUUGUAUCAUCUAGAAGUUCUAGAAAUGAUCAAGUCAGUCAAAAAGCGGAAGAUUUUAUGGAUGAAGAUGACUUUGGAGAACAUGGCAUAGCUCCAAGAAAAAUAGCUACUGCUGAAACUUACACAUCUGAAGAAAGACAGAGAAAAAGAAAGGCUUUAGCUUCAGCUGUAACUGGUGAUGCUAUUGGACAAAAGGAUACAACUUUAAUGGACUUAGUAGUACCUGACAGUCUACCAAUUGGUAUUCGGUUGUUGAGAAAAAUGGGAUGGAAAGAGGGACAAGGUGUUGGACCCAGAAUUUCUUCAAAAAAUAGAAAGAAGAAGAAAAGUUCAAAUGAAGGAAAAGUUUAUGGAUGUAUGAUGCCAGAUGUUCCAAAUUCAAGUACUGAGGAUGAGGGUUCAGAUGAAGAAUAUUUAAAGAAUGUGACCUUUGCCCCAAAAGACAGUAACCCUAUUUCAUUUGAUGCAAAAGAUAAUGUUCAUGGUAUAGGAUAUAGAGGUUUAAAUCCGUCUGCUGCCUUGCCUUCUGCGCAUAUUAAUCUGUUUGAACCACCACCUGUUAGAUCUUCUAAAGGAAAAAGAGGGAUUAGGGGAAAGGGUUUUGGAGUAGGUGCAUUAGAAGAAGAUGAUGAUGAUAUAUAUGGGGUAGAUCAUCUGUCAAAUUAUGAUAUGUCCAUGGAUAUAGAGGAUGAUAAUCAUCUUAGUGGAUGGACAGCUCCUAAAGGACUGUCUAAAGAUAGUGGUUCAACCCCUGUUGGAUAUGUGGGUAAAUUAUUAGCAGGUUUUACCUUAUCAACCAAAACUCUAAAAUCUAACAAAGUUUAUCCACCACCAGUUUUACCUCAACAUUUUAAGCCAGUCCACAGAUUUAAAGGACCUGUAAUAGAGGAGUCAGUCUCUAGAUUAACAGCAAAUUUAACAAAACCAGAAUUGAAGAAAAGCCCCUUGACAGCUGUAGACAGAGCAUUGGCUUUAGGAGAAGCACCAGUUCUAGUGGGUUCUGUAUUUGAUUUGGUAUCUGAAGAAGACAAAGAUAAAAUGAAAAAAGCAAAAUCUGGAACAUUAUCUAUAGAAGAAUCCGAAAAUUCUUCUCCUGUGUUUUUGAAACCUAUUGAAAACAGUCCUGCACUGAUGUCAACUAAUAAAACCAAAUCAUCUAGAUGGGACUUGACAGUUAGAAAAACAAAUGAAAUAGAAUUGGAAAAUACAAAAGAAAGGGUGGAUGAACAUAAAAAUAAUGUGGCAUUUAGUCCAUCCACAAGUUUUCAAGCUACUCCAAGUCACCAGUCAAGUCUGUCUGUUACAUCAGUCGAAUCAACUCCUCCUACUGUACCAACCAAACCGUUAUUUGCUGGUAAUUUGACAGCGUAUAAGCCAUUUGCUAAAACUCCUGAUAAACAAGAACGCUAUGAGAAAUAUUUAUCUUUGGUGAAUCAAGGCAAAAAAGAUGCAUAUCUAGAAAUUACAAGUGGACAGAUGACAGAAUGGGAGAGAGAACGAGAAAAAGAUGAAUUUAUACGAGCUUCUAAAUUAUAUAAACCAUUAUCUAAUAUGAUGGCUUCCAGAUUUACAACUGCUAGAUUUGAUGAUGAAACAGAGACUGUAGACAUACCAAAAGAAGGAAAUGAUAAAUCUGACAAGGACAAGGCAGCAGAAAUGAAGAUGUUUGGUCAGUUAACACGUGAUAAUAUAGAAUGGCAUCCAGAUAAAGUUUUAUGUAAACGAUUCAAUGUUCCAGAUCCAUAUCCAGGAUCAUCAAUUACUGGUUUACCAACCAUAAAAAGGGAUAAAUAUUCAGUUUAUAAUUUUCUAAGUUUUCCCAGUCAAGAAUUUGUAUCCCAAGAUACUAUUAACACUCCACCUUUAGCUAUUGAACCAAAAAAAGAUGAAGAGAAUGUUUCCGAAACAAAAGAUGAUAAAAAAGAAACUUCUCGAGUAUCUUUUAAUAUAAAGAAGAAAGUUUCAAUCUUUAAUGUGUUAUUUGAAGACAAUGCUUCCGUAUCUGGUCAGAAAACAACAGAUAACCAAGUAAAAACAGUAGAUAUCAAAAAUAUAACAACAGAAAACAAAAGGAGUGAAAGUACUUUAACAGAAACUAAGGAUAAUGUUGCUGGUGAAAAAGAAACAACUAAAGCUCCUUCAUUAGAUUUAUAUCGGGCUAUAUUUAACAGUUCUGAUUCAGAUGAAAGUAGUUCUAGUAAUGAUGAGGAAGAAGAAAAGAUACAGCCUGAAAAAACAGUAGAACAACAAAAAUUGAACUUUGCACUCAAUGAAACAAAGCCACCAGACAUAUCACCUGCUACUUUAAAACCAUCUGUGCCUAUACCAAGUACAUCUGGUUCCAGGUUGCCAGGAGACGAUAGUAUAAUACAAACAAUCGAAGAAAGGUUAUCUCCAUCAAUUUCUAGUCACCAUGAUGCAUCAAUGGUCUCUUCUUCCACGAAUGUAUCUAAACACAGUGUCUCAUCUAGUGACAGUGAUGAAGAAAUGUUUGGUCCAGCUUUACCCAAACCAAGUUCAUCACAUGAAAACAGAUUACAACAAGCUCUCGAUGAUCAUGGUAAAAGUUAUAAACCUAAACAUAAAUAUAAAAGUAAACGUAAAGAAAAAUAUGAAGAAAAACACAGAAAUAGACACAAAGAAAAAUCAAGAGAGAAAUUAAAAAGUAAACAUAAGAUUAAAGACAAAAAAUCUAAACAUAAAAAGAAUAAAAAUAAAAAAUCUAAGAAACAUAAGAAGAAAAAAAGUAAACAUAUGGAAAGUGAAAGUAGUGAUGAUAGUGACUGUAUUAUUGUAUCUGAAGAUGAGAAAAAUGUAAAAUCAAUAGACCAAGAAAUAUUAUCAAGGUUAAGAGAUGUCCCUGGUAAAAGACUGACAGCAGCUGAUUUUAUGUAAUACAUGAAAAUUUUGGUUUACACUGUUUAACUUUUUAAAUUAUAAAUCUGUGAUAGUGAAUUAUGUGUUCGUGUAUACUACAUAAAUAUAUAUUUUAUUACUAUUUA
This is a messenger RNA of Patella vulgata (common limpet), 3258 nucleotides long. Its product is annotated as G patch domain-containing protein 1. Gene Ontology annotation, molecular function: RNA binding. Gene Ontology annotation, cellular component: nucleus. Lineage: Eukaryota; Metazoa; Mollusca; Gastropoda; Patellidae. Gene Ontology annotation, biological process: mRNA processing. The transcript has 19 exons. The record is from RefSeq and is a predicted model, not a curated record. Bases 26 to 3151 code for a protein of 1041 amino acids.